Sardina pilchardus (European sardine) is the source of this 1744-nucleotide messenger RNA. Its product is annotated as aquaporin-9-like. Gene Ontology annotation, biological process: glycerol transmembrane transport; water transport. The record is from RefSeq and is a predicted model, not a curated record. Gene Ontology annotation, molecular function: urea transmembrane transporter activity; glycerol channel activity; water channel activity. NCBI's taxonomy places the organism in Eukaryota, Metazoa, Chordata, Actinopteri, Clupeiformes, Clupeidae. The transcript is spliced from 7 exons. Gene Ontology annotation, cellular component: basolateral plasma membrane; plasma membrane. Bases 38 to 1000 code for a protein of 320 amino acids.
UGUAUCGUCAGGAGCCUGUGUCGUACCUCGGAGGACCAUGAGCCGCAAGUGUGCCCUCAAGCACGGCAUCUUCAAGGAGUUCCUGGCCGAGCUGCUGGGGACGUUCGUCCUGGUGUUGUUUGGCUGUGGUUCCGUGGCCCAGACGGUUCUAAGCAGGAACACGCUGGGCGAGAGCCUCACCAUCCACAUCGGCUUCACCACGGGCCUCAUCAUGGGGGUGUACGUGUCUGGAGGAGUAUCAGGAGGCCAUUUAAAUCCAGCGGUUUCCUUGGCGAUGGUUCUGCUGGGUAAGCUGAAGUUCUAUAAGUUCCCUGUCUACGUUCUGGCCCAGUUCAUCGGAGCCUUCGCUGGCGCUGCCGCAGUCUUCGGCCUCUACUACGAUGCCUUCAUGGACUUCACGAGUGGCAUCCUGUCGGUGACGGGCAUCAACGCCACGGCGCACAUCUUCGCCUCGUACCCAGGACGACACCUGUCCAUCCUCAACGGCAUCAUCGAUCAGGUGGUGGGGACGGGCAUGCUGGUGCUGUGCAUCUUGGCGAUCACGGACGGGAAGAACCUCGGGGCUCCGCGGGGGGUGGAGCCUCUGGCGGUGGGCCUGGCGCUGCUGGCCAUCAGCGUGUCCAUGGGCCUCAACUGCGGCUACCCCAUCAACCCCGCCCGCGACCUGGGCCCACGCCUCUUCACCUUCCUCACCGGCUGGGGCUGGGAGGUGUUCAGCACUGCAAAUUACUGGUGGUGGAUCCCGGUGGCAGGGCCAAUGGGAGGGGGUGUGGUCGGCGCCAUCAUCUACUUCCUGUUUAUCAAGAUGCACCACUCCCACACUGAGAAACCUCACGAGGAGCAGGAGGAAGAGGAGGAGGAGGAAGAGGAUGAUAACAGCCUGAAGGACAAGGACCAGCUCUUUUCUCAGACUGUCAAUGAGAGGCCAUUUGAAUCAGACUUUGAUGGAGUUUUCAGCAAAAAUUAUGACCUUUACGAUAACCUGGCGGACAAAUGUUAGCCGGCUCGUUGAGUCGCUUCUCCAACAUCACUGACAGCCAUUCGAUAAGAUGACCGGAAUAUAACACAACUGAGUGCUCGAUGCUAACGCUAACAUCAGUGGGUGUGGAGUGCUUGAAGCUAACGCUAACAUCAGUGGGUGUGGAGUGCUUGAAGCUAACGCUAACAUCAGUGGGUGUGGAGUGCUCGAUGCUAACGCUAGCAUCAGUGGGUGUGGAGUGCUCGAUGCUAACGCUAACAUCAGUGGGUGUGGAGUGCUCGAUGCUAACGCUAGCAUCAGUGGGUGUAGGCACAUCAGCUGCUCUUCUCACUGCAGUUAUAAAUUUGUAUUCUUUCCAAAGAACACCAUGUAACACAAGUCAUGUGUAUUUCCAAUGGCCCCAUUGAAGCCAGUUUGCUGACUCAGCAAAAUGGCGCGUCACUGAAUCUUGUAUGUGAGCUCAUAGAGGAGAACAUGGCCCCUGAGUCACCUGCCCGCUGUGUGUGUAUUUGGCUUUGAUGUUAUUGUCACGGUGACUGUGUGUCACCAUGACGACUAGACACACCCACAGGGCAUCUCGGCCAUGCCCCCUUCCUCAUCUCUUAUAAAUACAAACCUAACUGGACUCUUGUGUGAUUAUUCUGUCUGCUGACUGUUAACGUUUCGACUGUUUCAUAUUCAUGUUACAUUUUGACUGUUUCAUAUUCAUGUUAUGUUGUAUCUACGCCUCUUGUUUUAUUUAGUUGUUCGUAAUUGUAUUUAUAU